AUGGCACCCCCUCGUGUAGCUCCUCCUCAACCUUCUCAGGGUGAUGGGCAAGACCUAGCUAGGGCGAUCGAGGCUAUGGCUGCGGCCUUGACGCAACAGAGUAAUGCUAUGAUGCAACAGCAUGAGGCGGCGAUGCAGCGCCAGGAAGCCUCUCUUGAGCAGCAGCACUUCAUGAUGCAGCAGAUGGAAGCUGCUAGGCAGGCUGCUGAGGAUGCACAGAGGCAGCAUGUGGAUGCUCUCCGGCAGUUAGGGGAGAAUGCUGCAGGUGCUCAGAUGUAUGGUCCUCAUCCCCAAUCUCCACCCCCUGAAUGGAGUUUGGAAGAUUUCCUGAAGCACCAACCUGCCAAGUUUGAUGGCAAGAAGAGUCCCGACCAGGCGGACCAAUGGAUGAAGGAUAUGGAGCGUAUCUUUGACGCUAAGAGGUGCCCGGAUGAGAGCAGACUGGCUUUCACUGUCUACAUGCUCACUGGAGAGGCUGAGCAUUGGUGGGCCAGCAUGAAGCUGGUGAUGGAAGAGAAGCAUGAGGACAUCACAUGGAGAGCCUUCAAGAGGAGGUUCUUGUCUGAGUAUUUCCCUGAUAGCGUGAGGUACGCUAAGGAGGUUGAGUUCCUCCAGCUGACGCAGGGGAACAAGUCAGUGGCCGAGUACGCCGAGCAGUUCAAGCACCUGGGGCGCUUCUAUACCAUGCCACUGGACGAGGAGUGGCGUUGCAGAAAGUUCGAGAAUGGCCUCAGAGGAGACAUCCGCUUGAUGGUAGCUCCACUGUCCAUCAAGGACUUUGCGGCCUUAGUGGAAAAGGCCAGGGUCAUGGAGCGUAUGAAGGUAGAGGUGGAAGCUCAGCAGCAGUCACAACAGAGAGUUAGCGGACCAUCUGGGUCCAGGCCACGAGUUGAAGAAAAGAGGAAGCCUUAUGCUAGACCUCACCCACAGUCACAAGGGUCUAGAGGCUUCUCUUCCCCACUCAGCAGGAUCCAGUGCCACCACUGUGGAGGACCGCACGUGAAGAGUUUCUGCCCACAGUUAUCUGGGUUCCGCAGGUGCAACCAUUGUGGCAAAGAAGGCCACUUUGGUAGGGAUUGUCCUACUCUGAGGAGGGCCGUUGCACGACCUUCACCACAGACUCCGAGUCAGAAUUCAGGGCAGACUCAGCAGAGAGGAGGAGGCAGCAGGCCUCAGGCUACAGGCAGAGUUUUUGCGAUGACUGGGUCAGAGGCAGCAGGUUCAGAUGUUCAGUGGAGGUAG
Molecule: messenger RNA, 1242 nt
Organism: Vigna unguiculata (cowpea)
Lineage: Eukaryota; Viridiplantae; Streptophyta; Magnoliopsida; Fabales; Fabaceae
Source: RefSeq, a predicted model, not a curated record